Clupea harengus (Atlantic herring) is the source of this 5619-nucleotide messenger RNA. RefSeq names its product signal transducer and activator of transcription 5a (gene stat5a). Gene Ontology annotation, molecular function: DNA binding; DNA-binding transcription factor activity. The record is from RefSeq and is a predicted model, not a curated record. The coding region runs from base 251 to 2605 and encodes 784 amino acids. The transcript has 21 exons. Gene Ontology annotation, biological process: regulation of DNA-templated transcription; signal transduction. Lineage: Eukaryota; Metazoa; Chordata; Actinopteri; Clupeiformes; Clupeidae.
CAGUAGUUUAUGCGACAAGACAGCGGAGUUAACGGGUCUGCCAAGUCAGUCCAGUCUGAAUGCUAAGUUUGAGGAGAUCUACGUUCAUAAUCACAUGAUCAUGCUGUCGUGCACCACCAGGGCCUUUUUUCUAUUCGGCCUGUCGGGUUGAGCGGAGGAGUUCUGGUUUGCUGCGCAGAUUCUGAGGUGCUCCUCUCCAGAAUUUUUUGCUCUUACAUGGUAACAGAGAGCUGAAGAAAAGAGAGUGAAGAUGGCAGUGUGGAUUCAGGCUCAGCAGUUGCAAGGGGACGCCCUGCACCAGAUGCAGUCUCUCUACGGCCAGCACUUCCCCAUUGAGGUUCGACACUACCUGUCCCAGUGGAUAGAGGGACAGCUCUGGGAUGCUGUAGACCUGGAGAACCCCCAGGAGGAGUUCAAGGCCAAGCGUCUCCUCGAAAGCCUCAUCCAGGAGCUGCAGAAGAAGGCCGAGCACCAGGUGGGAGAGGACGGCUUCCUGCUCAAGAUCAAACUGGGUCACUACGCCACACAGCUAAAGAACACAUAUGACCGCUGUCCUCUGGAGCUGGUGAGAUGUAUCAGACACAUCCUCUACACAGAGCAGAGACUGGUCAGGGAGGCCACCAAUUCGAGCUCUCCGGUGGGCGGGAUGCUGGACAGCAUGUCUCAGAAGUACCAGCAGAUCAAUCAGCUGUUUGAGGAGCUGCGCGUGAUGACCCAGGACACGGAGAACGACCUGCGCAAGCUACAGCACAACCAGGAGUACUUCAUCAUCCAGUACCAGGAGAGCCUGCGUAUACAAGCCCAGCUGAGCAGUCUGGCCAGCCUGCCCCCUGCGGACAGACAGCUGAGAGAACCAGCCCUGCUCAGCAAGAGAGCCACUGUAGAGGCCUGGCUCACCAGGGAGGCCAACACACUACAGAAAUACAGACUGGACCUGGCUGAGAAGCACCAGAAGACACUGGCCAUGCUGCGGAAACAGCAGACGGUCAUCCUGGAUGACGAGCUCAUCCAGUGGAAGAGACGCCAGCAGCUGGCCGGCAACGGAGGACCCGCUGAGGGAGGCCUGGACGUACUGCAGUCAUGGUGUGAGAAGCUGGCUGAGACCAUUUGGCAGAACAGGCAGCAGAUCAGGAGAGCGGAGCACUUGAGACAGCAGCUGCCCAUCCCCGGCCCCAUCGAGGAUCUGCUCACCGAACUCAACGGCACCAUCACUGACAUCAUAUCAGCCCUCGUCACCAGCACCUUCAUCAUAGAGAAGCAGCCCCCCCAGGUGCUGAAGACCCAGACCAAGUUUGCGGCGACGGUGCGUCUGCUGGUGGGGGGCAAACUGAACGUGCACAUGAACCCCCCGCAGGUCAAGGCCACCAUCAUCAGUGAGCAGCAGGCCAAAGCCCUGCUCAAGAACGAGAACACCAGGAAUGACAGCAGUGGAGAGAUCCUCAACAACAACUGUGUGAUGGAGUACCACCAGACCACGGGCACCCUCAGUGCACACUUCCGAAACAUGUCCCUGAAGCGGAUCAAGCGCUCGGACCGCCGGGGCGCGGAGUCGGUGACGGAGGAAAAGUUCACCAUCCUCUUCGAGUCGCAAUUCAGCGUGGGCAGCAACGAGCUGGUCUUUCAGGUCAAGACUCUCUCCCUCCCCGUGGUGGUCAUUGUUCACGGUAGCCAGGACAACAACGCCACGGCUACAGUCCUGUGGGACAACGCUUUCGCUGAGUCUGGAAGGGUGCCCUUCAUAGUGCCCGAUAAGGUGCUGUGGUCGCAGCUGUGCGAGGCUCUGAACAUGAAGUACAAGGCGGAGGUGCAAAGCACCCGGGGCCUGUCGGAGGAGAACCUGGUCUUCCUGGCCCAGAAGGCCUUCAGCAGCUCCAGCAGCAGCGCUGAGGACUACCGCAGCAUCACCAUGACCUGGUCCCAGUUCAACAGGGAAAGUCUGCAAAUGAGAAACUUUACCUUCUGGCAGUGGUUCGAUGGCGUCAUGGAACUCACUAAGAAACAUCUGAAGCCACAUUGGAAUGACGGUGCGAUCCUUGGCUUUGUGAACAAACACCAGGCUCAGGACAUGCUGAUGUCCAAACCCAACGGCACCUUCCUGCUGCGAUUCAGUGACUCAGAGAUUGGUGGCAUCACCAUCGCCUGGGUGGCCGAGAACCCCAACAAAGCAGGAGAGCGUAUGGUGUGGAAUCUCAUGCCCUACACAACCAAAGACUUCUCCAUCCGUUCGCUGGCAGACCGAAUCAGUGACCUGAACCAUCUGCUCUACCUCUACCCGGACCGGCCCAAGGAUGAGGUCUUCUCGAAAUACUACACCCCACCUCUCUCCAAAGCGGUGGACGGCUACGUCAAACCUCAAAUCAAACAAGUUGUACCAGAAUUCACAACAGCAAACGCUGACCCUGCGGUGAACCCAACCUACAUGGAUCAUGCAGCAUCGCCUGCUGUUAAUCAUCCACACAACUAUGGCCUCUACCCACCCAUGAGUGACCCCAUGCUAGACACUGAUGGCGACUUCGACUUGGACGACACCAUGGAUGUGGCGCGGCACGUGGAGGAGCUGCUGCGCCGACCGAUGGAGAGCCAAUGGAGCGGCCAGCAGUCCUGACAGCUGACCUUUCGACCUCUUACCUCAGCCCUCACUGCGGCCCUCACUGCGUCACCCAAGAUCGUCUCAUGCUGCCGUCCUCUCCCCUGUGUCUUCAAUGUGAAAUAUUGAUAAUAGUUGUGAAAUUUUAUAUUUUGUUUCUUGUCCUUUUUUUUCUCAGCAUGCUCGCUGCCUGCGUCUUUUUGAUUUCCCCCAGAUAUAAAUAAUUAAGACAUAAUGCGAAAUACAGUACAAUGCCAACAGUAAUGCAAAUGACAUUCAUUGGCUAUGUGAUAGUGACAAGAGAAAUCCAAAUGAGCACAUGCAUGUUUUUAUUUUGUAUUACUGUCAAUGACUGAAAUAUCUACGAUAGUGCAUUCAGCGUUCAGAAAUGUACCUGUUUUGUUUUGUAUUUUUUUUUUCCUAAUCUAAGAUGUACUUCAUUCAUAAUAGUCGCUGUCUUUUGACAAGGUCUUGUGAAGGAUAGCCGCAGACCUGCUUUGAGUGUCUAUGACAAUGUCUGUGCUUGUCUCUAUACACACACACACACACACACACACACACACACACACACAUUCUCAGUCUGUCCUCAAUCCGCCUCUCCUUCUCUAUCCUUUUCGUCACUGUGUUGUCUGUGUGCUUCUGUUUACUCAGUGUAGCUCAAAUAUUACAUGAUGUCUGUGCUAGAGUCGCCAUCUCCAGUUCAAGCCCACCUCUCUUUACACCUUUUAUCUUUGCGACUGGACCUUGUGGCCCUUUCUGCUUGCUGCAGUAACUGUGACUGGGUGAGCAGGUUAAGGCCUAGAGUAAGGAGUAGGGUAAAGAAACAGGUUGAGGAUUAUUCAGGUGUUCAUUGUAACCCCUUUGGGAGUCUGGGAUAUCCCCAGCCAUUUAGAAAUUGAAUUUUUUGGCAAAUGCUUUUAUCCAAAAUGCAUGUGGGUUGUAGUUGCACACAGCCACAUCGGAAGUGUAUGGACAAGUAUACAUUUGAUUGCUUUGAUAGCAAUACAGUGUGCAUCUGUAGCAGCUAAAAAAACAAAACAAAGAUGAGUUGUAAAAACAUUUCUGCACUAUGCAUCCAUCCUAGCUGAACAGCUGAAAACCUGUGCUGAAGGGGCUCUGUAGGCACUGUGCUGAAGUAACCAGAUAACAUUAGAACAUGCUAGAAUAUUCUAUGGGGUGAUGGUGAAUGAAGAUAACAUUACAGCAUGGUAGGACAGUGUAGCCUGUAGCGUGUAGCCUGCGUUGUGUAGACAACCACAGUGGACUCGAACUCGCAACCUCGGGCAUGGGCAUGCUAGCAAUGAGGCUAAAACCCAUGGAUGCUAACAUCUGUCGCGAGCACUUCUCUUAAGGUGCUGGGGAGUUCACUCACUGCACAACAUUGUACCCGCUGGCUACCGUUCCACGUUCAGCCUCUUUUAUCCUGUCACUCUCCCUCACUGACCACCUUCUCUCUCUCUCUCUCUCUCUCUCUCUCUCUGACCUCUCAUGUUCUCAGUGAAUGCAAGAUUGCCCUGCAUCUACACACGCACACAUACACACACACACAAACACACACACACUCAGGAGGAAGUAUUGGAUGGAUCUGUGAAAAUAGUGAAAAAAGAAUGAAUUCUAAACAUGCAAAGAAAUGAAUCUAUCUUUGUACAGGUCAAUGCUAACGUAAUCUAUUUUGUCUAACACUUUAUUACACAAAGCUUGUAGUCGUGUCCUUUAUCUCUGUCACCUGUGAACUGGCUUGCAAAGCCACCACUGUGUGUGUAUGUGUCCUAGUACCCUUACAGGUUAAAACGUGUAGGGCUGUACUGAAAAUGCCUGUGUCUGAUCAAAGAUAAUCCUCACGUGAGCCUCUCUUGGUUUGAAGAUUGGAAACACCUUGCGAAUGAGUGAAUGAGAUUGUGCUACUGAACAAACGGUUCCCUGGUAUUGAUAGGGGUGUUUUUGUUGCACACAGGCAACAUUAGCAAAUGAACUCCAAAAGAUUGCCCUUAAACGUCAACUCCAGUGUGUGUGACACAGCAGAGGUGUUCUCAUGACUAAGCUGAUAUGAAAAUUUGACAACCGUCCCCUAUGUUCCCCCUAUCCUCAGUCUGUCUUUGUUAUUUCAAGUUAGUGUUAUACUCUGUACUUCAAGGUUUUAUUUUGAAGAGACAAAAAAAAAUCCAAGAUUGUCAAGUGAUAUGUCUUUUUUAUUGCUCUCCCUUUCUUGUUUUUGUUUUUCUCUUGACUCUGACCUGUCUCGUUUUGCCUGUACCUUGUUUUCAUGAUGCUGUAGGUGGACACAUUCUAUGCGCGAGUGUGCAGAUGUGUACUCCUGUGUGUAUGUUUUGUCCUUGUGUGAAUGUGUGUGUGUGUGUGUGUGUGUGUGUGUGUGUGAGUGUGCGCGUGUGUGCGUUUGUGAUUCCUGUUUCAUGUUUGUCCUAUUUUGUGGUUUUUGGUUUUAGUGCUUGGAUAUGUCCAAGGAAAAAAAACAGCAAUUCAAGUCAAAUAAAGUUUUCUAAAUAAUUUCAGUGACAGAACUCCUGCUCCUAAGGAAAUGUGUUGUGUUUGAAUUUAUCAUCUGAUGUCAGAUCAUCUCUUUCAGCAUCAAAGAUAGCAAUUUAAACAAUAUUUUGUUAGUUUACUGUGCUGAAUUGAACAUUGUAUAUUUUUAAAGUUGCACACACGCACGUCAUGAAAGCAGAUCCAGACACUUUUAAAUUAGACAGCUGAGCACUGCCACAGUCAUGUGACCAAGUCCACUGAACUUGAAAGGCUUGUGAUAACAUACAGAAUAUUUCCAGGGGCUGUGGGCUGUGUUCUGUCCUCUCAGUUUCAUGCCAUGGUUGGAUGCCUACUAGAACAUUCCAAAUAGUCUGAUCCAUUAGAAGGACAGAAGGAUUACCUGCAUACUAAACCCACUUAUUGAUAGAUUACCUUCUAGAGCUGUGUCUCUUUCACCACAGGCUGAGGCACUCAGUUCUAUUUGUGAGGACUUAGGAUUUGUUGAUGUUUGGAGAACAAUUCACACUGUUGAUAAAGCGUCUACUUUC